GAACAUGAACUGGAUUAAUAGAAAUUUCUCAGAAAAAAAUAUUCAAACACCAAGGAUCUCACUUUGUGCUGUGAAAUGCAAGAUGAGCAAUCUGAUCUGGACAUACCAGUCUUCAGUCAGGCAACAGGUGAAUAUGCAGGUAGAAUUAUAAUGUGUAAAGCCGGGUGCGGUGGCUCACGUCUAUAAUCUGAGCACUUUGGGAGACUAACGCGGGCGGAUCACUUGAGGUCAGGAGUUCGAGACUAGCCAGGCCAACAUGGUGAAACCUCGUCUCUACUAAAAAUACAAAAAAAAGUUAGCUGUGCAUGGUGGCACGUGCCUGUAAUCACAGCCACUUGGAAGGCCGAGGCGAGAGGAUGGCUUGAACCCGGGAGGCUGAGGUUGCAAUGAGCAGAGAUGGUGCCACUGCACUCCAGCCUGGGCAACAGAGAGAGAUUCUGGCUAAAAAAAAAAAAAUUAUAAUGUAUAGGAUUGUGAAUGAUCACUCUAACCAACCAGUGGGCAAGUUGCUUUGCUCAGCGUAAGUUCAAACUGCCACAUCAGAACGUUAUUUGAGUGUAUACAUACACAACCAUUAAAAGUGGCCGUUACCACGAUGCAUUCUGGGAAAGAAGCAGCACCAAAUCCAAGAUGGCGGCCAGCAGGAGGCUGAUGAAGGAGCUUGAAGAAAUCCGCAAAUGUGGAAUGGAAAACUUCCGUAACAUCCAGGUUGAUGAAGCUAAUUUAUUGACUUGGCAAGGGCUUAUUGUUCCUGACAACCCUCCGUAUAAUAAGGGGGCCUUCAGAAUCGAAAUCAACUUUCCAGCAGAGUACCCAUUCAAACCACCGAGGAUCACAUUUAAAACAAAGAUCUAUCACCCGAACAUCGACGAAAAGGGGCAGGUCUGUCUGCCAGUAAUUAGUGCUGAAAACUGGAAGCCAGCAACCAAAACCGACCAAGUAAUCCAGUCCCUCAUAGCACUGGUGAAUGACCCGCAGCCCGAGCACCCGCUUCGGGCUGACCUAGCUGAAGAAUACUCUAACGACCGUAAAAAAUUCUGUAAGAAUGCUGAAGAGUUUACAAAGAAAUAUGGGGAAAAGCGACCUGUGGACUAAAAUCGGCCACGAUUGGUUCCAGCAAGUGUGAGCAGAGACCCCGUGCGGUACAUCCAGACACCCCGCAAAGCAGGACUCUGUGGAAAUUGAUACGUGCCAGCGUCUGGCGUUCGCUUGCAGCAGUUACUAACUUUCUACAGUUUUCUUAAUUAAAAGUGGUCUAGGUAACCUGUAAAGAAAGGAUUAAAAAUUUAAGAUGUUCUUAAAAAAAAAAAAAAAGUGGCCAUUAAUAGACGGAACUAUACACUGGACUAGUUGGUGUUUUAAAAACAUAAAAUCUGGCUACCCUAACGGGAUAAGAGUUCAGACAUCAGGAUGUUGACACAGGGUCCUACCAGAACCCAGGGUUUACUUAGAGAACAUAAAAGAAAAGAGAUUGUAUGCUCUAUUCCUUGCUUUUUUCUUUUUUUUUUUUUUGGUGGAUGUAGUUAGGAGAUGGGAUGAGAGUGGCCACAGGAAUUCGAUGGGUCGUAGGAAAUCCAUUUUUGUUUUAAUUGAUGUUUCCCGUUGAACUGACAUUUAGAUUGAAAUACCUGCGAGCCGGGUUUGGUGGCUCACACCUGUAAUCCUAUCACUUUGGGAAGCUGAGGUGGGUGGAUCACCUGAGGUCAGGAGUUCGAGACCAGCCUGGCCAACAUGGUGAAACCCCAUCUCUACUAAAAAUAAAAUAAAUAAAUAAAUAAAAGUAGCCGGGCGUGGUGGCAGGCUCCUGUAAUCCCAGCUACUCAGGAGGCUGAGGCAGGAUAAUCGUUUGAACCCUGGAGGCAGAGGCUGCAGUGAGCCCAGAUUGCGCCAUUGCACUCCAGCCUGGGCAACAAGAGCAAAACUCUGUCCCCCCCCACAAAAAAAAAUUGAUUGAAAUACCUGGAAUUCACACCAUAAUUGGGGUGUCUUUAGGCUGAAAUGGAGACAACAGAAGGUGAGGUGGCUUGGACUCAGGUGGCAUUGGUAAAGGAAAUGAAACGCAUGCAAAUUUCACAGACAAAAGAGUAGCUUUGCCACCUCUCAUUUUGGCUGGGCUGCUCUGAGGUGCUGCAUCUUUUAUAGUGUCUAGGCUCUCAUCCUUAAUGACAUUUUCAUAUUCUCCAUCCCCCAUCCCCCACCGCCUCUCCAGUAAGGCCUUUUUGACAAGCUGCACUUCCCUGCUUUAGUAAUUGGUGAUAAGAUUUGUCCUGUAGAACAUAUACAUAGAGGAUUGUUCACUCUCCUCCUUUUGUGAAAUAAUUUUUAGAAAUUGAGCUGUUAAAGAUUGUGUUUGCACAUAUUUUUUGGAACAAGAACUUUAAUUAAAGGAUCAAAAAGCCCAAGCUCUUGCUUUUGAAUAACUGAAGCCAGUGUCUAUAAUUUCUUGUAUCUAAAAUCUGUAGAAACUAGUUGUGUGAUUUCAGGGGUGCAUGGGGCCCCUUGGGUGUCUGAACAGAAGGGGGUGGGAGGGAGAGCCGCACCUCUGCACUCUUGCUCUGCUGGUGUACUGGGCAGCUGCCCACCCCCACCCCACCCUGCACUGCAGGCUCUGGAGUCAGCAGAUUAAGCAUUUUAUAAAUUAUAUUUUAAGUGUAUAUUUUAAACUUGUCAAAAAGAUAAAUCUAGCUUCUUUUACCUUUAACUUGUAAAGAAAGUUUGCCUUCUUGAGUUCUCUUUGUCAUGGGCAGUAGGAGUAGCUCGCGUGAGUAUCAUCAGUGAAGGGAAACCCACACAUCUUGGUGAGCAACAAGAAAUCACCAUGUUAAGAUUCCAGGGAUUUUCUUCCCUGGUCAUUGUCGUAGCCAGUGUCUUCAUGGAAGAUAUAUUUUUGUUUCAUUACCAUAUUUGAUGCCUAAGCAUUUAAUAAUCAGUUUAUGACUACUAAACUUUUGAGGAUCUUAGAAUUUAACUGGCUCUAGAAAGUGGCAGAGAAACCUACACAUGAUUCCAUGUCCUAAUCCAUAAGACAUGAGUGAUACAUGCUGAGGAGGGAAGGUGAGUCACUCCCCCUGUUAGUCUGAGGGAAUGUGUAUGAGUCAUUUUGUGCUUCUUUUUUUCUUUAUUUUAUUUUAUUUUUAGCAUAAUAAAGUACCAAACCAAGAGUUGUCCGGUUUUUGUUUUGGAGAGUGAGGGCUACUGGUGAGGGUAGAUUUCUGAACUACCCCAGAGAACGUAGUCAGGAACCUCCCAGCAGGAUGAGAGAGGAGCCAUCAGCUGGAAGGAGAGGGGAAAGGAUCAGGAGAGGUAAGGGAACUAGGAUUGCUUAACAUGCAAAGGGUAAAGUAGAACCAAAGAGAAUUUUUGUGCCCCAACAGGAGCAGGAAAAUCUGAGAGGAUGCCAACCAACUUCUAAGAUUAUUUUAUUGAUUCAGAGAAAAUGCAAAUUUCAACCACAGCUAAACAAUAAAAAGGGAAACUUUUCAUUUAGAACCAAUAGUUAUCAUGAGUUGAUUAAAAACAUGAGCUGGCCUAAAGGUGGUAUCCUAAACUUCUGGAGUGUGGAAAGUGAUUGUUAAAUUGCCUUAAUUCUCUACCUAACAUUUUUCUACAAUGCAAGCAUCUAAGAAAAGACUGAAAAAGUGGUGACCCAGAUAUUUGAAAAGUCAGCUUUCACCCAAAUAUGAGAAAAUUUUUAAAUGUCAGGUGGGCAAUGAUGUUGGUCUUGCUCCUCCAGGGUGUUUAUCUUGCAGGGACACUGUUGGGGUGCAGGUGGGGUGGUCAUGAGGACACCAACCUGCUCUGUGAAAUCAAUUUCCAAAGCUUGAGCUCACUUCCAAAAACACUUCUCAAGCAUGAUGAUAACCAACUAUAGAUUUAUCCUGAGGGAAUAAUCUUUCUACAAGCUUUUAUGUUCACUGUGUUGGCUUGUGGCAGCUAGUGAAAACUGGAUGAUUUCCUCCCUUAAUCUAGAGGUUGACCAUUUAGAAACACAGCAGAAGAGACUUCCAAAAUGAAUAAAUAUCUCCUGCUGUUUGAAAAGUGAACCUUCUAACAGAUGAAGAAAUUGCCCAGGCAGGUAUUCUGAGUCACUGUGUGAUUCUGGACAUGCCACUCAACCUUUCUCCAGGCUUAAGUGAAGUUAAUGUUUUUCCUCCCACUGACUCAUGAUGGUGCCUUGGGGACAGAAGAAAUGAAUGUUAGAAAGUCAAGUGCAAAUUUCUAAAAUGCCACAGGAAAAAUCAGGUAAAAAACAUUUUUUUGUGAAAUGUAGCUGCUGUGUAAAAGACACGUGGCACACAGCCUUCCUGGCUCAGGGACAAAAAUAUUCAUCUUUCUAUAAUUCAAAACCAAAAGUGGAACAACACCAUGGAAGGUUUUAAGAAGGGAAGCAGAGUGUCCUUUUUAGACCAAUGAGACUCACCAAAGUAGCCACUAGACCAUCAAGUUUGAGAGACACAACUUCAUAAAACACAAAUGUCUGUAAUCCCAGCACUUUGAGAAGCCAAGGUGGAUGGAUCACUUGAGCGUAGGAGUUUAAGACCAGCCUGGGCAACACAGUGAGACCCUCAUCUCUACAAAAAAUACAAAAAAAAUUUUGCCAGCUAUGGUGGCACAUGCCUGUGAUCCCAGCUGCUUGAGAUGCUGAAGUGAGAAGAUCACUUGAGCCUGGGAGGUUGAGGCUGCAGCAAACUAUGAUUAUGCCACUAUAUCCCAGCUUGGAUGACAGAGCAAGACCUUAUCUCAAAAAAGAAAAAAGAAAACACAAAUGCCUGUUUCUGUAUUAAGAUACUCUUCUAUUACCAUGAAAAGCUUGGAGAGGCCAGGUGCGGUGGCUCAUGCCUGUAAUCCCA
Pan troglodytes (chimpanzee) is the source of this 4850-nucleotide messenger RNA. It is a transcript of the gene UBE2L5, whose product is annotated as ubiquitin conjugating enzyme E2 L5. Bases 631 to 1095 code for a protein of 154 amino acids. The record is from RefSeq and is a predicted model, not a curated record. Lineage: Eukaryota; Metazoa; Chordata; Mammalia; Primates; Hominidae. The transcript is spliced from 2 exons.